Brassica napus (rape) is the source of this 1603-nucleotide messenger RNA. RefSeq lists its product as uncharacterized. The record is from RefSeq and is a predicted model, not a curated record. The transcript is spliced from 6 exons. Gene Ontology annotation, molecular function: RNA nuclease activity. Gene Ontology annotation, cellular component: peroxisome. The coding region runs from base 132 to 1376 and encodes 414 amino acids. NCBI's taxonomy places the organism in Eukaryota, Viridiplantae, Streptophyta, Magnoliopsida, Brassicales, Brassicaceae. Gene Ontology annotation, biological process: regulation of gene expression.
UCUAAAUUUAAAUCUUAUUGUGUUUUUCUAAAAUCAAAAUCCAUUUUAAUAUCUGCAAAUAAUCAACACCAGUCUGGUAGUUUACCAGUGCUCUUGUCUCCAUAAUAUCCUAAUUUUUCUUCUUCUUUCUGAUGGAACCCGAAUUUUCCUUGGAAAUUAUGACCAAAGAACACAUCGUGGCUAAUAUUGGAGUCUUCUGGAACAUGGAUGACAGUCCCAUCCCUGACGGUCUCGAUCCUACUUCUGUUAAGGAGUUCAUCGAAGGGGCUUUUGAAAGUAUGGGCUAUCUUGGUAGACUUAUUAAAGUUAGGGCUUAUUGUGAGGAUAGGUCAAAACUUAUUUCUUACUGUGAUGCUGCCGGAAUCCUUUUACAAAACCGAGUGUCCAAAGUUGGAUAUGCUGAAGUUGACUAUAUGUUGGUGGACAUUCUUACGUGGGGACAGUACAACGAGGCACCCUCAAACUUGAUGGUAAUCUCGAAAAACAUCUCAGAAGGAACGGAGCUAUUUGGUGUACUUGAAGAUUUGAAAUUGUUGAAUUACAAUAUUCUUGUUUCAUCUCUUGGGAAAGACGCAACAGUAGACUUAGUUUGUUUGUCCACAUACCUAUUUGGUGGAGGAAAGCCUGUCGACCAAAGCAUAAGCUCACAUGGUGUCUCCAAAAAGCUGGCAAAUGUGGCUAAAACAGGCGUCUUCUGGAACUUGGACGACUGUGAAAUCCCUGAUGAUAUUGAUAUCUAUCAGAAAGUCAAAUCAGCUCUUGCAAAUCAAGGUUGCCAUGGUCAAAUGUCAAUCUGGGCUUAUUGUGAGGAGGACAAGGAGCCCCUCCCUGGUAUCACCCUUGUAUCCGUAGGCGAUGAAACUGCGAGAUUCAAGAAAAUGCUUAGGGACAUUCUUUUCUGGGCGUUGCAAAAUCCUGUCCCCUAUCCGAGAACAACAGUACCCAGCUUAAUGGUAAUCUCAAACAUCUCAAGGAACAUUGAAUUUGCCCAUGUUCUUCAACGAUUGUCUUCGAGAGAUUACAAUGUGCUCCUUACGGUUCCUGAUGAGAAAGAAUAUAUAUGCUCCGUAUGGCUCUAUCCAAGCCUAAUAGAAAGCCGAACAAAAUUUCCCAUUUGUACAAGAUCGGACAAGAGCUUGCAUGAUAUCAAAACAGGCAUCUUUUGGAACAUUACGGGCUGCACAUUCCCAAAUGAUGAUAUUCAUCUCGAUGAACUAAAUCAGAAUUUCAAAUUAGCUAUUGAAAAUCAGGGCCAUCAUGGUGAAGUGUCAAUCAAAGCUUAUUGGCACGGGAGUAGUGGAUUAUACGAUUGGCUCCACGGAACCAUCACCUUACAAAACAGAGGUAGUUUUAAAAAAAAAAAAAAAAAAAUCUAAAUCACUCACUCGUUUCGUUGCUUUAUAUUUGGCAAUGUCUAUGUAUGUAUGUAACAAGUAUAGAAUCACAAUAAUAAGAAGUCCUUCUCUUAUUCAAUCACAAUAAUCGCAAUCACAAAUCGCAAGUCUCAAAAUCACACAUUAUGCAUCACACAUUGCAUCCAUAUAUAUAGGACUCUAAAUAUCCUAAAACACUUAGUAUUAUCAUAUCUCCUAAUCCUAAAGAU